Fraxinus pennsylvanica is the source of this 3291-nucleotide messenger RNA. Lineage: Eukaryota; Viridiplantae; Streptophyta; Magnoliopsida; Lamiales; Oleaceae. The record is from the annotation of a GenBank genome assembly.
AUGAACCUUAUCAAGUGCAUAUUCUUCUUACUGCUAGGGUUUGUUCUUUGCGUGAACACUGGUGUUUCCGGCGAAUCGCCGACCUGCUUAACGGUGUACAGAGAAGGCGGCGCACCGGCGGUGUUCCAAUCCCCUAAAUGCCCUCGCUGGAAGCUUUCAAAUUACAACUCCGACCCCAAACAGCAGUCCCAAUCACCGACUGCCAAUUGUCAAUUGGCGAUGCACCAAGGGCGCCGUAAGUCUCAGGAGGAUCGCGUCCUAUGCGCUCUCGACAUCCGUAUUCCUUUUCCCGGUGCUGAUGGUAUUAAGGAGGUGACAGUUGGAAUUAUGGCGGUUUUUGAUGGGCAUAAUGGAGCGGAAGCUAGUGAAGCGGCUUCGAAAUUAUUGUUAGAGUAUUUUAGUUUGCAUACUUAUUUCUUGCUCGAUACAACAUAUUCCUUUUUAUCAAGGAAAUGGAUGGGAAAGCUGCCAAAUACAGGAGACGAGGGUCUUGUUUUUCAAAAGCCAAAGCUGGACGAGGAGCUAGAUCUUGGAAGGUUCAAAGUGACAUUAUCGGAAAUUUUAGAUGGACUUUUUCCCUUUGAAAUAUUGAGAGAAGCAUUGCUUAGGGCAAUCCAUGAUAUUGAUGCAGCAUUUUCUAAGGAUGCAUCUACAAAGAAUGUCAAUUCAGGCACCACAGCUACAGUAAUACUUGUGGCAGAUAGUCAAAUUCUAGUUGCUAAUAUUGGAGACUCGAAAGCUUUUUUGUGCUCUGAAGUAUAUCAGUCUCCUUCUGAGGCUAAAGCAACUUUAUUACGGAUUUUCAGACAGAGAAGAAACGAUGGUGCUCCUUCACCCAUGAAAGAGUACCGUAGCUUAAAAUCAGCUGCCUCCAAUGGGUGGAUUGUUUUGAUGGCUAAGGAACUGACAAGAGAUCACCAUCCAGACAGAGAUGAUGAAAGAUCUCGAGUUGAAUCUUUUGGAGGACACAUCUCUAACUGGGGUGGUGUCGCUCGAGUUAAUGGACAGUUGGCUGUUUCCAGAGCAAUCGGCGAUAUUCAUUUUAAAAGUUAUGGCGUAAUAUCUGUACCUGAGGUGACAGAUUGGCAACCUUUGUCAGUCAACGAAAGCUAUUUGAUUGCUGCAUCCGAUGGUGUUUUUGACAAGCUAAGCCCACAGGACAUUUGUGAUAUUUUGUCGGAACCACAUUCUGAUAUCACUGUGACAUCAGAAUCCUCUUCUUCUUGCUCAUACUCAUUAGCUGAUUGCAUAGUAAAUACUGCGUUUGAGAAAGGAAGUAUGGAUAACUUGGCGGCUACAAUUCUUCCUUUGAGAUCACUGGUUCCAUUUCAAACUCUGUUGAAGGACAGAAGUGAUAGAGAGGAUAAAUUUGAUUACUCGCCUCUCGGAUAUCAGAGACAGAAAGAUGACAAUUUAGGUAAUGACAACACUUCGGCACUCAUUGGAUUGGAGCACUCUCAUCCGGUCAUUGCCGAGUUUGACAGAUUGUUGGUUGAAGGAAAACACAGCGACUUUGGAUGUUAUUAUCUAUCCGAGAACCUAGAUGUGAAUGACGAUUACACAUUUUGGGUUCAAAAAGAUGACCAAGAAUCUAUAUACGACCUACCUCACGCUUUACCUGGUGGUGAUUUCUUUUGUGAUGAUGGGCCUUUGAAUUUAUAUAACGAUCAACUUAUGCAUGUGCAUUAUGGAAUAUCUGCUGAUGGGGAUAAGGAUCAAUGCAUAAACUCCGAAAAUUUUGCAAGAUUUCUCGGUUUUCUGGAAUCAAUUCCUUUCCAUCAUACUGGUCUAAAUGAUCAUGGAACACCAGACUCAAGGUACAUACUAAAGAAGCGAUUUGACCGUGGAUCAUAUGGAGAAGUUUGGCUUGCUUUUCAUUGGAAUUGUUCUCAUCUUGACAAGGCUUCAGAAAGAAGGCACAAGGAAAAAAAUCUUCCACCCAAAACUAUACAUCUGGGGGCAUAUGAUGAAAAUCUCCACAGAAGUUCAUUUUCUGAUGAUUGCAAUGCUAGUCUAUCCAAUAAUAUGUACAUUCUGAAACGUAUAAUGGUGGAGAGGGGAGUUGCUGUAUACCUGAGUGGGCUAAGGGAGAAGUAUUUUGGCGAAAUUUUCUUAAAUGCUUCUACUUCUAUAAGUGGUUCUCUAUCGGUACAAGUGUCAGAUUUUUCCUGGAAAAAAAGGCAAUCAGAAGUAUAUGGCUUCAUGCAAACAAAUAAAUCAGUCGAGGAAGAAACUGAGGACCCUUUGAGUGUUGAGGAUAUGCUUUUUAAGAAAAGAAGGAAGAUUGGAGCUGCUUUUGAAGAAGGGCUGAAUCAUAUUGCGAGAUAUAUUGAAUCGUUUGAGUCACGAUCUAAUGAAAUAUGGCUUGUCUUUUGUCAUGAAGGCGUGUCAUUGUCAAAACUUCUUUAUACAGCUGAAGAAGUGGUUCUUGAUGCUGACAAGGAAAGGGAUGAACACAAGAAGCGUGUGCAGUUACUGCAUCCUUCAAAAUGGUGGCAUUGGUUGAAGACAACAGAAGCAGGGCAAGAGGAAAUGCGUAACAUUAUAUGGCAAUUGCUGAUGGCACUCAAGUCCUGCCAUGAUCGGAAUAUCACUCAUAGAGAUAUCAAACCUGAAAACAUGAUCAUCUGCUUUGAAGAUGAAGAAUCAGGGAGAUGCUUGAGAGAAAGCCCAAUUGGAGAUAAGAAUUACACUACUAAAAUGCGCAUUAUAGACUUUGGCAGUGCAAUGGAUGAGUUCACAUUGAAGCACUUAUACGGCUCCGUUGGACCUUCUCGAGCUGAACAAACAUCCGAGUAUGCUCCUCCAGAAGCCUUUCUGAAUGUUAGUUGGUAUCGGGCACCAUCGAGCAUAACUACCAAGUAUGAUAUGUGGAGUGUUGGUGUUGUGAUCCUGGAGUUGAUCUUAGGAUCGCCUAAUGCAUUUCAAAUAAAUGCUAAAACAAGAGCUCUUCUAGAUCAUCACCUUGAGGGUUGGAACGAAAGAUUGAAGGAGCUAGCUUACAAACUCAGAGCUUUUAUGGAAAUGUGCAUUUUGAUUCCUGGGAGUUCCUCAAAGCUUCACCAAAAUCGGGGCUCAAAUGGCCAUGGUUCCAUUUCACCAGUUCCCUGGAAGUGCUCUGAAGAAUUCUUUUCUUAUUACAUAAAGAGUAGAGAUCCUCUUAAAAUUGGGUUUCCAAAUGUAUGGGCUUUGCGGUUAGCACGCGACUUGUUACGUUGGAAUCCAGAGGACCGUCUUACAGUUGAUGAUGCAUUACGACAUCCGUACUUUUCAUCACCUUCUGGAAAAUGA